Molecule: messenger RNA, 5162 nt
Organism: Mercenaria mercenaria
Lineage: Eukaryota; Metazoa; Mollusca; Bivalvia; Venerida; Veneridae
Product: mannan-binding lectin serine protease 1-like
Exons: 21
Coding region: 68-2959 (963 amino acids)
Biological process (GO): proteolysis
Molecular function (GO): serine-type endopeptidase activity
Source: RefSeq, a predicted model, not a curated record
UUUUAUUAUCCGUUUGCUAACAUCGUCCGUUUUGAUAUCUUAACUUGAUGCGUAUUUGAAAACAGGGAUGCUUGGACUUUAUUAUCUGUAUCUGUGUUUCACGGUUUUAGUGGAGCACAGCUUCGCUCAUGUUAUUCUUCCAUAUGUGAUAGAAACAGCGGCACAGAAUUUACGUUCAAAGAGAGAAGCUUCCUGUGGUGGAGAUGUAGAUGUCAGAGGCGGGUCUGAAGAAAUAAAGCUUGUGACGGAAAUAUUCAACGGCACAGAAUUCUACAAAAAUAAUGAAGACUGCACAUGGACGGUCAAGACCUUGCCAGACCAUAUUAUGAUCCUUCGGUCCGACUACUUCAGUCUAGAACAGAGCGACAAUUGCAUAUGGGACUAUGUAGAGAUUACGGAAGGUGGCGCUGCUGGAACUCCGAGUCGUUUCUGCGGUUGGGAUCCUAUGAAAUAUAUAACUGUAAGCAACGAAAUAACGUUACGUUUCAAGUCAGACGUGUCCUACGAGGACGAUGGUUUCAAAUUUGUUGUGGAAUCUAAACAACGAGAUGUGGAUGUGUCAAAGUGUGACAGUAGUAUCAUUGGUGGAGACGAUUCUAGAAUAAUGAAUAAUGUUGAAGUGGGGAAGGGAUGCUUAUACAGAAUACAGGCUCCUGGUGACAAGGUAAUAGAACUAAAUCUCAAAAUGUUGGACUUUGGAUCGGCUGCCUGCGAUGAUGAAAGUAUUGUUGUGUACAAAGGACUCAGUACGCAAGGAGAACCCCUGGGGAAGAUCUGCAGCGGUACUAAGCACGGGAUACAGCCGUACCACGUGAACAUGUUGUUUAUCGAGUACAGAAACCUCUUACAACAGGAAGGAGAACGCUUCACGAUCGAAUAUUCGUUUGUUGAGGACGUUUUCACCCCUGCGCCAGUCCCACCGACCACUCCUUCCCCGGUUGGAGGCAAUAACGACUGCAGCGGCAUGUACAAAGGCAUCAAAACUGACAGCGGCGAUUUGAUUUACGCAGCACCAGAAUAUGAAAACAAUAAAGAAUGCAUUAUUGUUGUGCGGAAUACUCAGCUGCCGCUUCACGUGGUCCAAAUAGAAUUUCUAUACUUUGAUACUGAAGAUUCAGACAACUGCAUGUUUGACUCAUUAAAGAUCAUGUCUGGAGAAAGAGCAGAUUCAGAUGCUCUUGGUGGUCCGUAUUGUGGAGUAAGUCUACAUGGUCGAACCUUUCUAACCAGUGGCAAUUCUCUUCGUCUCGAAUUUAAAACUGACGAGUCAAUUGCCCUAAGAGGAUUCAAGGCAAGGAUUUCAUUCGUGCCUUAUAAAGACUGUACAUGUGAAGAAAAUCAGAUAUGCAUUCGCCAGGAUCACGAGAAAAAAUGUAUUCGUGGACAACAGUGUAGAGUAAACACGUGUCAGAAUGGAGGCACGUGCAAAAAAACUGGCUCCACACAGAAGUGUUACUGCCCUGCAGGGUUUCAAGGAAACGACUGUUCACAAAGUGAUGGAGAGUUGUCUUCUGAUAUGUGGUUCACUACGGCGCCAGGAGACCGUGCAUUAAAGAGAGGCGACAGUUAUACUGAGCAAUGUGCUGUCAAAGUUCGGGACGAAGAGCGCGUGGAAUACGAAUGGACUUUUAAUGGAGCAGAGAUAGAGGCGUACAAUAGAAGGACUGGCUUUGGAUCUCACCCAGGUGGUGUAUUGCAGAUUGACAAGUUUACUGACGAGCUGGAGGGACAAUAUUCAUGUUUCGCAAAAACAUCAUCGGGUACUGCGGAACAUACGUUUGAAUACAGAAUCGUAGAAGAUUGCGAUGUUAGAAUAUACCCCGGCCCACAGACUGAGAGCAAGAGGAUUAACGAGAAUGCUUUACUCAGCUGUCAUGUGGAUUCGCGUGCCAAAGCAGUCCGUUGGAAGAAAGAUGGUGUUUACAUUAAUUUCGAAAAUAACACAAAAUUCAAGAAACUGGUAAACAACUAUCUCCAAAUUUCUGACGUUAGACCAUCAGACUCGGGAAUCUACCGGUGUGAAGCAGAAGAUAAUAACGGUUGCUACAGUUAUAAAGAAGGAACAUUAACCGUGGUUGAUGUUAAACCUCUAAAUAAAUAUUGCGGAAUAUCUUUGCACGAUGAAUAUACGAUCAACUCGAGAAUAUCCAAGGGCAGUGAGGCAAAACCUAAUGAACAUCCGUGGCAUGUGACUUUGAGAUCUAGUGGUGGAUCGUCUAGACACAUUGCGUUCUGUGGCGGAACUCUUAUAUCCAAGAGAUACAUUCUGACUGCAGCACAUUGUGUUACACAGUUCGAAGAAAAUGAACAAAUUGGCGUCCCUUUUACAUCUGAAAAUGUUGUGAUAUUGCUUGGUACAACAAAUUGUCUUUUGACUGGUGAUGAGACUACUAGAACAUUUAAAAGUUUCAUUGUUCAUCCAAACUAUGGCAACCAAGCAAAGAAUGAUAACGACAUAGCACUGAUAGAACUUGACAGUCCAGUUUAUUACACGGAUUCUAUACGCCCAAUAUGUCUGGAAAAAGCGGACUACAAUGACCGGGUGUUCUUCGAAAAAAGAACAUCAAAAUUGCCUGUACCAAGCAAGGCCACUGGAUGUGGCAUGACAAAAGAAUCUGGCGGAUUCGUCGAAAAGUUGCAGGUAGUUCAUAUUCCGUAUGUAUACAGAGAAGAAUGUGAAGAGUCACUUGGCGACCAUAAAGACAACUUUAACGACCGGAUGUUUUGUGCCGGAAGUAAAAUUGCAAAGGGUGGGGACACGUGUAGCGGGGACAGUGGAGGUGGCUUAGUUAUGAGUACAGAGACCAGAUGGGUUCAGACAGGAAUCGUGUCCUGGGGUUUGGGCUGCGAUGUGGACAUGCACUAUGGUAUCUAUACAGACGUAGGCAGGUUCUACGACUGGAUUGAAGGUGUUACACACUUUAGCGAAGAGGAGAUGUCCAACUUUUUAACCCUUUAAAUGAAGAGAUGACUCCGGCAGACACUAUAAUCACAUUUCAACGAUUAUUGUUACUGGUGCUAUAGAAGCAAUUAUAUAUAAAAACACAUUAAAUGACUACUUUCAAAAACAUAAAUGACCACAACUGUUAAUGCUCGGUUUGACAAUACAUUUCAGUAAAGUUGGGUGUUUUAGAAGAGAUAAUAACUGAAAACAUUUGACCUAUGUUCAAAACAGUAACACUUGAUAUAGAAUUAGAUAGAAUGUAUUCUUCAUUUAAGGAGGUAGGUGACCUUGUUACUAGGGCAAAUUCAAAUAAGUUGAACCGCAGCAAUUUUUUGUAUUUCGUGUAAUAUGAUGUUUUAACUGCUACAAUCUCAAUUUUGUUUAUCUCUGUCCCUUCAAGUUCAAUUUUUAUCCAUGUUUGAAGAUCAUGACCGCCCAAAGAUAUUUAUAUUGAAAGAAGAAGGAAAAUACGGAUAUUUAACACUUUUCAGUGUAUUUUAGUUUCAUUGAUAUCCGUAGAAGUCUGCAUAAUUGAUAAUUUUACUAGUAUGCGCGUAAACUUUCUAAUAUAAGCUAAAAAUGUAUAUGUCGCGGGGCUCGUGUUUCCAUGGUAACGCAUUUUCUCUCAUUUUUAAACAACUAUGUAUAAAAACAGGGUUUUCGACGGCUUCAGUGCCAUUCUGUGAAUGACCAACAUGGAAUAUUUGGGAAAUAUUAUUAGUAAAAUACCAAGCACUUUACAUGGUACCCUACAUUUCUUAAAAUUUAAAGUAUCCAUGGCAACAGAGAUGUUUAAAAUAGCUAAUGUCUCGCUUUUUGUCGUAAUUUCUUAUAAAAAGUAUUGAAUAAAAGUAUCUUUCUUGUUAAUGUAGCUUAUAAUCAUAUUAUUUCAGACGUAAGUUACAUUUUCCUGUUAUUUGCAUUUAUUUAAACAAAUUUCACAGCUUCAUAUAUAUAGCAGUACCAUUUGUCUGGCAUUUUUCAUUGAAAAAUCGUUCAGCAUGCUGCUAAUUAAUACUCUCAUGGAUAUUGUUGAAAUGAAAAUAAAAAGCCGAAAAUGUGUUCCUUAAAUAGACCAAUGUCAAAGCUUUUGAAUUUUACAUUUAGAUAUAUAGGUCACGGGCUUCGUUUCCAUGGCAACAUCAAUUCAAUUCAAGAAACCACAAUUUUCUUCUGAAAUUUCAACAAUUUUAGAUCUUAGUUUUAGUAUAUAAGUAACAAAUUAUCAAUGAAAAUGAAAAAUAGGUAUUACAAAUGAAACUGCUAGUUUUUUUUUUAUUUGAAAAUGGCCGUAACAAGUAACCUUUCACCCGACUAUAUUCCAAAUAGCAUUGGUUACCAUCAAACAUUUUAAUAUAACUACAUAAAAGAAGCAAAAUAUUAAUUAUUAUUCAGAGCAAAAGCCUCAUAAAAAAUAUUUCAGCAAAUAAUGGCUUUUUGAAAAUAGUUCAAAUAAAGAAAAUGCACAGAAUUACGUACUUUCAAAAUAAAAGCUAUUGCUUUUGCGCGGUAACUGACACGUAACGUCAUUACGUCAAUGACGUCAUUUUAAGGGAAACAUUGUUUUGAAGCGUUUCUGUGGCAAUUUAUUUGUUAUUUCUGCAUUAUUAAACCAUAAAGCAUCAGAUCGGAGACAGGUUCAUGAUUUGUUUUGAGAAGAACGGAUAUACAAACACAUUUUAGUUUGUCGUAAACUUCAUCGUAAAUCGUCUCGUUAGCUUCCGGUUGGACAUGUGCACUUACAAAUAUUAAGGUAACCUACCUCCUUAAGUGUGAGUUUUGAACAUUGCAAAGUUUUAACAAGUUUUAAACUGUUGAUUCUGACCUGCUCAUUUUCAGUGAAAACUAAAACCUAUUUGUUAAACGAGUUUUAACCAGUAUUUAUAUGACAUUCAUUAAGUUUGUAAAAUAUGCAGAUUCUAUGUACCGAGUUAGAAUCACAGUGCCGAUUGGAUAUUAAUCAACAAAAAUAAUAGCUUAGGAUAUAUUGUUAUUGUUAUCGGCGUAUGAGGUGUCAAGAGAUUCCUAUGUAUCAUCUUACCACGAUAAACUGUAUCCUCAGAUUCCAUGUUUCCUAAAUUUGUUACUUGCCAUAUGCUUUUAUGAAAAAUUAUCUUUAUCUUUACACAUUUUUGACUAUCAAAACCUAGAUCAUUACUAUAUCUAUAUGAUAACUGAACUCGUAUUAUAACAGCAAUAAGAAAAGAUAUCCAAGCUU